AUGGCACCCCCAAGAGAUAAUGCCGAGUCCCAGGACUCCUAUCUCUCUGACAACUCAGAAAUGAGUCAACCGGAUGUUGAAGACCGUGCGCCCAAGCGCCGCCGUCUCUCCGAGUCCGACGAGGAGGAGUACGUUGCGCCGGCGCCGCUCCCCACACUCUCCCGUAUCAAGAAGAAAGACGAUAGCGAAAAAAAGCCCGAGGCGACAGAGGAGGACCCCGUUACAAUCGCCGAUGCCCUUGAGAUUGGACUGCGGGCCGAGGAAUCUACGUUCGGAGCUUUGAAUGUGGCCCCAUGGCUCGUGGGCUCUUUGACGACUAUGGCUAUUCGACGUCCCACCGCGAUUCAGAAGGCUUGUAUUCCUGAAAUUUUGAAGGGGCGAGACUGCAUUGGUGGAAGUCGGACCGGUUCGGGAAAAACUAUGGCAUUUGCCGUUCCUAUCAUCCAGAAGUGGUCGCAGGAUCCGUUUGGGAUCUUUGCCGUGGUCUUGACGCCGACGAGAGAGCUGGCCCUUCAGAUCUUUGAGCAGUUCAAGGCUAUCUCCGCGCCGCAGAGCAUGAAGCCCAUCCUCGUUACCGGGGGCACCGAUAUGCGCCAGCAGGCAAUUGCUCUGGCGUCGCGGCCGCAUGUCGUCAUUGCGACCCCAGGACGAUUGGCUGACCACAUCAAGACGUCUGGUCAGGAUACGGUUGCGGGGUUGGGUAGAGUCAAGAUGGUCGUGCUUGAUGAAGCCGACCGACUGCUUGCAAGUGGGCGCGGCAGCAUGCUGCCAGACGUGGAAACUUGUCUCUCCGUUCUCCCGCCCUCGUCAGAACGCCAGACCCUCUUGUUCACUGCGACCUUGACCGCUGAAGUGCGGGCAUUGAAAUCGUUACCGCGAACAGAGAAUAAACCGCCCGUCUAUGUCACCGAGAUCUCGACCGAAAACCAAGGCAGCAUUCCGCCAACCCUCAAGCAGACAUAUCUCCAAGUCCCCAUGACCCAUCGUGAAGCUUUCUUGCACGCCUUGCUGUCGACCGACGAGAACAUUACCAAGCCCGUCAUCAUUUUCUGCAACCACACCAAGACUACCGACCUCCUUGAGCGCACCCUGCGUCGGCUCGGUCACCGCGCCACCUCCCUUCACAGUCUUCUUCCUCAAUCCGAGCGCACAUCCAACCUUGCCCGAUUCCGAGCCGCGGCUGCCCGGGUUCUCGUUGCUACGGACGUCGCAUCCCGUGGUCUCGAUAUCCCGAUCGUCAGCCUGGUUAUCAACUACGACGUGCCGCGGAACCCAGACGACUAUGUGCACCGUGUUGGUCGUACGGCCCGUGCUGGCCGGAAUGGCGAAGCCGUCACACUGGUCGGACAGCGUGACGUUGAGCUUGUGCUCGCCAUUGAGGCGCGCGUUGGUCGGAAGAUGGAGGAGUGGGCUCAGGAGGGUGUCAGCAUCGAGGGCCGUGUGACUCGAACGAGCCUUCUCAAGGAGGUGGGAGCUGCGAAACGCGAGGCUGCGGGUGAGAUCGAUGAGGGCCGUGAUGUGCUGGGCCGCAAGCGGAAUAAGUUGAAGAAGGUCCGGUGA
Molecule: messenger RNA, 1560 nt
Organism: Penicillium canariense
Lineage: Eukaryota; Fungi; Ascomycota; Eurotiomycetes; Eurotiales; Aspergillaceae
Gene: dbp8
Product: ATP-dependent RNA helicase DBP8
Exons: 2
Coding region: 1-1560 (519 amino acids)
Molecular function (GO): nucleic acid binding; ATP binding; RNA helicase activity
Source: RefSeq, a predicted model, not a curated record